Molecule: messenger RNA, 5263 nt
Organism: Cyclopterus lumpus (lumpfish)
Lineage: Eukaryota; Metazoa; Chordata; Actinopteri; Perciformes; Cyclopteridae
Gene: gsk3ba
Product: glycogen synthase kinase 3 beta, genome duplicate a
Exons: 11
Coding region: 873-2150 (425 amino acids)
Biological process (GO): regulation of microtubule cytoskeleton organization; protein phosphorylation; negative regulation of canonical Wnt signaling pathway
Cellular component (GO): beta-catenin destruction complex; cytosol; cytoplasm
Molecular function (GO): ATP binding; tau-protein kinase activity; beta-catenin binding
Source: RefSeq, a predicted model, not a curated record
CGACGGCGGAGCAAUCCCCGUAACCUUUUACGAAAGCGGCGCAGCUAACGUGCGUAGCGACAAAGACAGCGAGCCCGAAACCUAUGGGGAAGGAAUAAAAAAAGAAAUUCGUUAUCGUCGCACUCUGUACCUAAAGACCAUCGUUUUCUGAGGAGGUCGCGGCCCCGGAGUCUUGGCGAGGACACCGAAAUUUAACGGCAACGAGGGCGGUCUUUGAUUCAGCGCAGAUACGUUGAAUUCGUUGAGGAAAACGGUGACAACUGGCAGAUUUUUUUUUUUCCGUUGGACGGUCUGUAGGCUAGGGUAUAGCGAGGGAGCCGCCAUGGCAGUCGGAUCAUUGAGCCUCCACAUCGGGAUAUGAAGAGGAACCGCAUGUGUCCCGAAUCGUCAAGAAAACGCCGCUUUAACCUUUUUAUUAUCGCCCCGGAUCAGCUCUCUUAACACCUGACCCUCCUUCAUCUUCGUGAAAUUGAUUCUGCACCCAGAAAGAAAUCGCAAUUGGGUUUUAAACGGGGGUGUGUGUGUGGGGGGGUGGGGGGGUCGGCCACAGGGAGAGGCCAGAUUCAUGACUAUUUUAGUCGGAGACGUGUCUUCAAAAGGUCCGCUGAAAGAAAACCGGGACUACAAGGAGGAAAUGCCGCUCUGAUUGACCGGUGGUGGGCAGGAAAGGGUCGUUUAUUAAGGGGAUAAGAGUGAAGGAGAACGGGGUCGCUUUCUGCCCGUCUUGUUUUAAUCAUAGCGCUAUUCAUAUAACCGUCAUCCGUUUUUUGGAUGAGUAGGUUCGGCGAAUCGAUCAACCCCGCCGUUUAAAGCAAAGUCACGCUCUCCCCGAGUCGAGAGAGAGAGAGAGAGGAAUCAAAAGGGAUCGGAACAUGUCGGGUCGGCCCAGGACCACAUCCUUCGCGGAGAGCUGCAAACCAGUGCCGCAGCCCUCGGCUUUCGGCAGCAUGAAAGUCAGCAGAGAUAAAGAUGGCAGCAAGGUAACGACAGUGGUGGCCACCCCGGGCCAAGGCCCCGACCGGCCACAGGAGGUGAGCUACACGGACACCAAGGUCAUCGGCAACGGCUCGUUUGGCGUCGUCUACCAGGCUAAACUCUGCGACUCCGGAGAGAUGGUGGCCAUCAAGAAAGUCCUGCAAGACAAGAGGUUCAAGAACCGGGAGCUGCAGAUCAUGAGGAAGUUGGACCACUGCAACAUCGUGCGCUUGCGCUACUUCUUCUACUCCAGUGGAGACAAGAAAGAUGAAGUGUAUCUGAAUCUGGUUCUGGAUUACGUUCCUGAGACGGUCUACCGAGUGGCCAGACACUACAGCCGAGCCAAGCAGACUCUGCCCAUGGUUUAUGUCAAGUUGUACAUGUACCAGCUGUUCAGGAGUCUGGCCUACAUCCAUUCUUUUGGGAUCUGUCAUCGGGACAUCAAGCCCCAGAAUCUGCUGCUGGAUCCAGAGACCGCUGUGCUCAAGCUCUGCGACUUCGGCAGUGCGAAGCAGCUGGUCCGUGGGGAGCCCAAUGUGUCCUACAUCUGCUCUCGCUACUAUCGAGCCCCUGAGCUCAUCUUCGGUGCCACUGACUACACUUCCAGCAUAGACGUGUGGUCAGCAGGCUGCGUUCUGGCAGAGCUGUUGCUAGGACAACCAAUCUUCCCUGGCGACAGUGGAGUGGAUCAAUUGGUUGAAAUCAUCAAGGUUCUCGGGACCCCAACCCGAGAGCAGAUUCGUGAGAUGAACCCCAACUACACCGAGUUCAAAUUCCCCCAGAUUAAGGCACAUCCUUGGACUAAGGUGAGUCAACAGGUGUUCCGGCCACGUACACCUCCGGAGGCCAUCGCCCUGUGCUCUCGCCUGCUGGAGUACACGCCCACGGCCCGCCUCACCCCUCUAGAGGCCUGCGCGCACUCUUUCUUUGACGAGCUACGCGACCCUAACGUCAAACUGCCCAACGGGAGAGAGAAGCCCUCCCUCUUCAAUUUCACCACCCAGGAGUUAUCCAGUAAUCCCUCUUUGGCCUCCAUACUCCUCCCGGCCCACGCCCGCAACCAGGCAGCCGCCUCUACCCCAACCAACACCUCUGCCACCACAGAUGGCAGCAGCACAGAGCGAGGUCCCAGCACCACCACCGCCUCUGCCUCGGCCUCCAACUCCACCUCCUGAGCCCACAGAUGACCCGCCCCGCCCCGGUCUCAGCCCCAGCCCACGGCCUCUCCAUUGCCUUGGCCAGGGGGGUGAGCUCCGCUCAGCUCCGCUCCGCUCUCCUCCCUGACAGCAGCGGAGUGACACUGACGCUGUCCGGGUUCAACAGCUAGCCAACAGCCCCACGCCACGACCACAAACGAAGCAUCCCUAACCCGCUUCUUUUAUCCCUGACUGGCCCUUCAUCCAGCUGUUUGAACUCUACUCCAUCCUCCGUCAGACGUCGCUCCAUACCCUUUCAACAGGGAAGGGAAGCGCAGGGCCAGAGCUGUUGUCGACUGUACUAUUGAGUACACUGUACAUGUAUACACAAUGCUAGCCUGCUAAUGUUUGUAAGAGGACAAUCUGUAGAAAAAGUCCUAAGCUGUUCCCUAUCUGGCCUUCCCCCUUUGUCCUCCUCCACAUUGUCCCAUUUUUUUCUGCAUCCUUUGACCUCUGACCUCACGUGUCCCCUGGCCGAUCCCACCUAUGGUUCCUCCUGUAGUGCAUGGCCUGAGUAUGGUUAGGAUCACCCGGGGAUCAUCCGCCCUUUCACUUCUCACCCCCACUUCCACAGACAAGGCAUGAGGCUCACGCACGGGUAUACACACAUACACAUUCAUAAACACACGCACACACACACAUACACUCACAUGGGUGCAUGAUGAUCCUGAUGUAUGUGGAAAGAAGCAGUAGUCUUGGGGUAAAGUUUGGACUUUUUUUUUUUUUUUUUUUUUUUUUGCCUGAGGUUGUUUUUAAAUGGUCAGAAAAGCUGUUUUACUCGACCUUGUUUUUAAUUUUAGUUUUGUACUCCUGGGCAGAUGUUUUUGGAUUGCCACGUGCAAUGGAUGUGACGAGUAUCUGGUCCUGUGUGCUUGUAUAAUAUAUACAUACAAUACAAAAAAACAAACAUGCAUACAUACAACAGUUUAUAUAUUACUUUUCCUUAUGUAUAAAAAGUAUAUAUAGAUAUAUGUAUAUUAACUACAAUGGUUCAGAAAUCAUUUAUGGUGAGCCCAUAUCUGGCAGAGCAGUGGCAAUAUUUGCCGCUGCUUAAGGACAAUAGAUUUAGAUAUGGUGGUGUUUUUGUUUUCUUUGCUGGAGUGUGGUUAGAUUCCAGCAGUCUCUUUCUCAUUCUCCUGUGUUGUCUCUAUUCGGGCUGUAGAUGGAUUUAGGGCAUCGCUCUAUUCCCCGCCUUUUGUACCGACUGUCUGUAACAGUGUUGUCCCCCCCCCCCCCUCCCCUCCCCUCCCCCCUGUCUCGCUCCUCCUCUUUCUCGCCGUCUCCCUGAAGAAGUCGAGAUGUUUCCUGACACUGUUUCUUUCCUCGGCACCUUGAGGAGUCCGGCCGCCGGUCCCUCGGCUCGUCUCCGGCUGUCUCGCGUGUCGUGACCACUGACUGAAGUGUUAGCCUAGCCUUCUUUCUCCUCCACCCGCCGCACAUAGAGCCACUCGGUACAGUCUGUCCACGCGUCUUAUUUACAGAGAAUACUCUCUACAUAACAACAACAACAAAAAAAGAAGAAAAGAAAAAAAGAAGAAUUUGUAAAUACAGUAUAAAUGCUCCUCACCAAAAUUCUGACAUGUAUGACUUGUAUGUUUUUUUUUUUAUUAUUAUUUUUUUUUUUUAAUGUUAUGUGGAUUUAGUUUUUCCCAUGUUGUGUUAAAGGUAUGUAUAUAUGCAGACCCAUGUACUGUUUAUGAGCAAAAACAAAGAUGACAAAGGGUAUGGAAAGACAUGAAAAAAAAACAGAUUAAAAAAAAAAAAACAGAUUAAAAAAAAACAAUCAGGUCAAAACUGAUGUUUGUGGAUAUUGUAGAUUAUGACGAUGAUCAGCUUUAUCCAGCCAUAUGUUCAAUCUUACCUGUACAGUACAGUAGAUGACAGCUGUAUUAUUGUAACAAGAACUAGUCAUGUAUAGUGUAACUAUAGUUUGGAGUGCCUUUGCUUUCAUACACCUUCGCUUGUCCCCCCCCCCUUACCCAGCCCCCGGCAUCGCCCUCUCACCCCGAUUGUGACUCUCCCUUUGGUGCUGUUGAAUGUCCUGCUAUCCCGCCACACACACACACACACACACACACACACACACACACACACACACACACACACACAUAUAUACACACACACACUGUCACACUUGAUUUUCAGGCCCUUCCGCUCGCACCGCUUCCCCUUUUUUUUUUUCAUCGCACACGUAUUGUAAUAUACAGACAUUGUUAAUUCUAAGGACUUUUUUUCUUCUUUUUUUUCCCCCUUAAAUGAAGAAGCAAUUAGAUCAGUGUUUGUUUUAAUAGUAAUUUUUAAUUUUUUUACUUUUUUUUUUAUCUUGGACACACAUGCACGCACAAACAUGUAUACCAUAGUUCUGGCAUGGGCUCCGGGGCAUGAAGUGAAGGGAGGGGGUCCUCAUACACACACACAGUGUGUACAGUACAGUGUGUUAAUCACAGUGUUGGUUCCGUUACCAAAGCCAAACUAAGAUGUCGUUGUGAUGAGCCAUCCUCGGAGGCAGUAAUGUGUUCGGUCUCUCUGGAUAUUUUGCUGUUCAGCUGUCCUCUUGCUUGUUCUCCUUCCUGUCGGCAUACUUGGAGGGCGGGAGGGAUUCAGUAGCACCUAAAGGUCGAGUCUUGUAGCCUCUCUCCUGUCUCCUGCUUGCUGUAAUUUCGCAUUCAUGGACGUGUUGCUAACCACCACACAAAAGUUUGACCACCUCACCCUACCCCUGACUCCAGUUCAGUAAAAACACCACAUAGGUUUCCAAAAUAGACAAGCAAGCGCACAUGCUCGUAUAUUAUAUUAUAUUAUAUUAUAUUAUAUUAUUCAAGCAUGUACACUAUGCCAACUGAGGUUAAAGAAAAUUAAAAAAAUCAUAGAAAAUACAAAAACAUCCUGUAUAACAGUACUACUACUUGAAUGCCUCUGUUUGUGACAGAAACGUUUUAUUUCUUUUCUCUUUUUUUUUUUUUUUUUUCUUUUGUUCUGUGAAGGUAAGCUAAAUGUGCACCUCUGUAAAUAUUCCCUCUGCGUGCUCUGAGGAAUAGUUCCCUGGUACUGUAAUUUGCAUUAAAUAAAGAGUAGGAUAGCCUGGAAAUGAU